Molecule: messenger RNA, 345 nt
Organism: Nezara viridula (southern green stink bug)
Lineage: Eukaryota; Metazoa; Arthropoda; Insecta; Hemiptera; Pentatomidae
Source: the annotation of a GenBank genome assembly
AUGAGCCCUCUUUGUGUUCACUUAGCCUUUGUGUCUAAUAUAUUUACAUCCUUCGUCUCCUUCAACCUACAGUUUUUGGCCAAUGGCGUUGUAACUUCCACCAAGGACGGGCAAAUCAACUCGAAGUGCAAAUUUAAAAAGGCGAAUGUUGGAGCCACGAUCACUGGAUACAAAGAUAUUCAGAGUGGUAGUGAGUCAGCUCUACAAUCAACAGUGGUCAAUAUUGGACCUAUAUCUGUGGCAAUUGAUGUGAGUGACGAUUCUUUCCAGCUUUACGAUUCAGGGGUCUGCUAUGAGGAAGAUUGCAGCUCUGAUGAAAUGAAGAAUCUUUUACUUCAUCUUUAA